UAAGUUGUGUGGGCCAAAGGGGUGAUCGGUUCAUUUAAACACUCAGUCUCGGUACUUUAUUGGAUUGGAAUUCAGUUAAAGUUCGUGUGUAUGUAUUUAUUUUCAAGCGUAAAAUCACACGCUUAAAUAAUGGCUGAUCCGGAUGUAGAUUGGUUGAUGGAUGAUGACACGACCGUAGAAGAAUCUGCUAAUGCGGUCGAUGGAGACAAUUAUGAAAACACACAGGAAGUCGGAGCGGUAAAAGAGGUUGAAGCACCAAAACCGCCCGCAGAAUGGCGGAAGACUUAUAAGCUCGCUAUCGAGGAAAAGGAUGCGCGCAAGCUCUUCAGGCACUGGGCCCGACCGACCAGGCUUCAGUACAAAAUGCUGUACGAUUACCAGCACAACUACUACGACGACUACAUAAGGUACAUGGACAGGCGUCAACGGGGUCUUUACGAUCCAAAACCGGAGCCCCAGACGUGGGAAGAACGUGUGCUCAGGACGUGCACCAAGGACGGUCACCGACUAUCGUCCACUGACUUCCCACUGGUCAAAUCCAAGCUCAACGACUACAUCGUUAUACCGUCCGUUUGCCGCGCCGACCACGACAAGCAUUAUUAUUAUAGACAGUACUACGACCAGCUUAUCGGAACACCAUGGGUUACAUUGUCAACACUAGGACGCAAUCCUAAUUUCUUAGACGUACCACGGCCAACCAUCAAAGACCGACUGCACGCUCAAAAUAUCUAAUCUCAAAUUUUUAAAUACAAUAACAACUUAGACUUAAAACAAAAUCUGCUGUAUUAUACACACAUAGAACCACCAAGCAAUAAAACUGAAUUCUUCAUCUUA
Sipha flava (yellow sugarcane aphid) is the source of this 834-nucleotide messenger RNA. Its product is annotated as flightin. The record is from RefSeq and is a predicted model, not a curated record. Bases 130 to 732 code for a protein of 200 amino acids. The transcript is spliced from 4 exons. NCBI's taxonomy places the organism in Eukaryota, Metazoa, Arthropoda, Insecta, Hemiptera, Aphididae.